Spodoptera exigua (beet armyworm) is the source of this 636-nucleotide messenger RNA. The record is from the annotation of a GenBank genome assembly. Lineage: Eukaryota; Metazoa; Arthropoda; Insecta; Lepidoptera; Noctuidae.
AUGUUCUGGAACACACUUAUCGCGUUAACAAGCCUGGCGGCGUACGCGCAAGGUCAUGGCAAAGUGGUGGAUCCAGUGAACAGAGCCUCACUGUGGCGAGUGUUCCCUGAUGCACCGGCUGACUAUAGUGACGCAGAGCUCAACUGUGGGGGCUUCGGUCAUCAGUGGAUGGUCAACAAGGGAAGAUGUGGUGUUUGUGGAGAUCCUUACAAAAGUCCACAACCUCGAGCGCAUGAAUUUGGCGGAAAAUAUGGGCAGGGGCUGAUCGUGGCUACGUACCGGCGAGGUGACGUCAUCACUACUAAAAUCGACCUUAGCGCCAGCCACUUUGGUUACUGGGAAUUCAGACUUUGCGUAAACCCUCAAGACAAUACCCAGAAAUGCUUCGAUAAGCAUCUGCUUGAGUUAAUAGAUGGAGGGACCAGAUACUAUCCUUCGAAACCUGGAAUUUAUACUGUAAGAUACCACCUGCCUUCCGAUGUGGUCUGUGAACAUUGUGUGCUGCAGUGGAAGUAUACUGCUGGCAACAACUGGGGCGUAUGUGCUGAUGGCUCUGGUGCCGUUGGUUGUGGCAACCAGGAGACCUUCUUCUCUUGCUCAGAUAUCAGCAUCAGACCAGACAAUAAUUACCUUUAA